This is a messenger RNA of Ylistrum balloti, 2327 nucleotides long. RefSeq lists its product as uncharacterized. The record is from RefSeq and is a predicted model, not a curated record. Lineage: Eukaryota; Metazoa; Mollusca; Bivalvia; Pectinida; Pectinidae. Bases 568 to 1899 code for a protein of 443 amino acids. The transcript has 5 exons.
UGAGAACAGUCCUAAUUUGAUAACUGCGGAAACAGAGCCAAAUAACGGCAGAGAAGUUAUUCUAUACCUAACCCACAGACCUUCCUCGGGCUUUGAUUUAUCAACGCGCAUGUUUGGGGAGGAACACUGGUGCGGCCGACGAUGAUUGUCCUUAGAAAGUGGAAUUUAAUGUGAUCUCCAGAAAAAAUCCGAUACGGAGGCUGGGGCCCUGGAAAUGAAAAGGGGCAUUCCGUGUCGGAUAAAAAGGAUGAGAGGUUUCGAGGGCACCGCAGAAACGAACCCUACAUGCUGCAUCAUAGCUUAUGUACCUGUGUAAAGGACCGUCUCCAUUGUUUAUGGGUCAUCUGACCCGAAGGGCAUCGUGCUUCGUCCAUCGUCGUCCGCCGUGCGUAAACUUUUAACGUUUCAAACUUCUUCUCAAGCUCCUGAGAUGGUGCUGACCAAGUGUUGUUAUUUUUCAGAUCACUGUUCUACGUUUUGUCCGUGGAGUGAUCACAACAGACAUGGUGUGUUGCAGUCCAAUAGACAUUGCAGGAAACAGUGGGGUCACAACAAAUCUUUGUGUGAAUGAUGUUCGGACAUGCGCAGACCCAGCAGAAUAUUCACGUACAAUCACGUGACAAACAGGUAAAAGAUAUGGUGAAAAAAAUGGUACUCAAUUUAGAAAAUCUUCAAGGUAACCUUCAACAAGUGGUCAGCGAUCUAAAGACAUUAGUUGAACAGAUAGACUCUGUUACUGCAAAAAUUGACAAAACGUACGGCACCAAGUGGCGACGUGAGGAAAAAUCUCUGUCAACAAAGACUGCACGUUCACCGUGCAAUAUUCCAAAGAAAACAAGUGUAAUCGGUGAUGACGUUAAACGUGACCUUCUCCGUGUAGAGGACACGAGAGCGUGCGACGCAUCUCCUGACCUUGACCUCUCUUACUUACAAAUCAGCCCAGGUGAGCACCGAUCGAGAUGGGGAAGGUCAUUAGUGUUUUCUGACCCUUUAAAUAUUUCCAGUAACGCCGAACGGACACCAAAGCGUUCUUUCUCCUUAGGCACGGAUAUGGGUGAUUACGCAGGCGCGCCUUUACAGGAUCUGCUACAGCACGAUCCUAUCUGUAGUGUCCCCCACCAGGCUCCAAAGCGUUCCUUGUCGGUGAAUACGGAUAUGACCGACAACAGUGGGAUAUCUGUCCAGACAUGUAUACCUGUACCCGUGGCUAAGUGUUUCGCGCAAAUUAAGCAUGAUGUUGUUGAGGAAGAAACAACACAUCACAAACCAGAAAUAGAUAUUACCCCUGAUUCAAAAUCUUCGGGAGAAGACGCUUUGUGCAAACCUGAGAUAUCGGUUGACAGCACGCCGGACAAUGGAAUAGCUACGUUACUUGAUUUCGGGGCGGCGGCCAGCAGUAGCGGUGCAAUAGGGGGAGGCAUACCGUACGAUUUAUUAAACUCUAAAAUUGUCAAUGUUGACAGCUCGAGCGAGCAUGGUUCAUAUAGUACGGAAGACUACGACGGAAUGUACGAACGCCUGAUGGAGAACGAGCUGGAAAACAUGUCGGCGUCAUCCGACUGCACCGACCUCACGGAAUCAUCCGAGUAUAAUAUGGAUUUGGGAAGUCUGGAUAAAAGUGACACCACCAGUUUUUCAGAUGAUAUUGAGGUCCGAUACGACCGCGACAUUAACACGUGGACGUCAUACACUUUAGCACACAUGAACAGUUCGGCGAGAAGUUCCGACAGUUGUCUUUCGGAAACCCCUUCAGAUAUACUUAAUGAUAACACUCAGGCUACUGUAAUGUAUGGAAACAUGAUAUUUUCGGACCAGCUGGUGGUUCUUAAUUCAAGAAAGCAUCGGCGUAAACGACUUCAAAGGGAUCACAUUACGAACAACGCCGUCGAUAUACCAUAAACAUGGCCUAGUCAUGAAGUUCACUCAUAAUAUUGGUGUUAAUUUUCCUGUAUCCUUAAAGGAAGGGAUGACACAAUUCUUUUCAAAGAAAAUGUGAUGUAAAAUUUGUGCAAUUUCUGAUAUAGAUUUUUUCACAAAUCUAUAUAUAAACCAAUGUGAAUAUGUGGAUGGCUUUGCGCCCGACGCAACCGGAAGUACAUCUAAUGGUACACAUACACUUGAUGUUUUCCUUUAAAUUGAUUGAAUGUUGAGUCGGUCUGACAGGAAUAUUUUAAGACAAUUAUGUGCCAUUAUCAGCUUUCUGUGGCAUUGAUAACACUUGUGAACAGUUGUGUAUUUGACAUUCGCCGCGAUUGAAUAACUGUUAUUGAGGAUCACGUUCAUUCUGGAGUCUUCGAUAUCCAUUAAAUAAAACCAAGUAGAAAAUA